Molecule: messenger RNA, 1706 nt
Organism: Triticum dicoccoides
Lineage: Eukaryota; Viridiplantae; Streptophyta; Magnoliopsida; Poales; Poaceae
Product: cleavage stimulation factor subunit 50-like
Exons: 13
Coding region: 212-1486 (424 amino acids)
Biological process (GO): mRNA 3'-end processing
Cellular component (GO): mRNA cleavage stimulating factor complex
Molecular function (GO): protein binding; RNA binding
Source: RefSeq, a predicted model, not a curated record
GCUUGCAGUUCUGUGAGAUCGACUCCGAUGUUGUAGCUCUGCUUCCACCGCCCAGAUACUGACAACAUAUUUUUCACCUUCGUUCAGAGGUUCGCUCCGCUGCGAGAACACCGAACACAUUUGCUCUGAAGCGGCAGAGCUUCAGCCCACUCCCACUCCAUUUCAGUUGGCCCCCUUCCACCCCACGAGAGGAAGGUCGACGGGGGCCGAGAUGGACGCGGCGGUGCAGGAGGCGAAGCUGCUGCGGCAGGUGAACGCCCUCAUCGUGGCGCACCUCCGCGACCAGAACCUCACGCAGGCCGCCGCCGCCGUCGCCGCCGCCACCAUGACCCCCAAGGCCGACGCCUCCGUCCCCAACCACCUACUCCGCCUCGUCGCCAAGGGCCUCGCGGCCGAGCGGGAGGAGGCGGCCAGGGGAGGCGGAGCUCCCGCCGCGUUUGACUCCGGUGCUGGCGGCGGUGGGCUGGCGCGCCCGCUCGGCACCAAUGCCGUGGAUUUCAGUGUGCAGAAUGUUAGGGGCCCGUCCAAGACUUUCCCCAAGCAUGAAACCAGGCACAUCUCCGAUCAUAAGAAUGUUGCCAGAUGUGCAAAAUUUAGUCCUGAUGGGAAAUAUUUUGCAACUGGAAGUGGGGACACAUCCAUUAAGUUCUUUGAGGUAUCGAAAAUUAAGCAGACGAUGUUAGGAGACUCCAAAGAAGGCUCUGGCCGGCCUGUGGUCCGUACAUUUUAUGACCACGUGCAGCCCAUCAAUGAUCUGGAUUUCCAUCCUAUUAGCCCAAUACUGAUAUCUGGAGCAAAAGAUAAUACGAUAAAGUUCUUUGACUUCUCCAAAACUGCUGCAAGAAAAGCAUUCAGAGUUAUUCAGGAUACUCAUAAUGUUAGGUCUGUAUGUUUUCAUCCUUGCGGGGAUUACAUUUUAGCAGGGACUGAUCACCCAGUAGCUCAUCUCUAUGAUGUAAACACUUUCACAUGCUUCUUAUCCGCAAAUCGGCAGGACUCUAGUGCUGCCAUCAACCAGGUGCGUUACUCGGGUACUGGGAGCAUGUAUGUGACUGCUUCUAAGGAUGGUUCUCUGCGCAUCUGGGAUGGAGUAUCUGCUGAAUGUAUCCGUCCCAUAAUUGGAGCACAUGGAUCUGUAGAAGCUACGAGUGCAAUUUUCACCAAAGACGAGAGGUACAUCCUAUCCAGUGGAAAGGAUUCGUGUAUAAAGUUAUGGGAAGUUGGCACCGGAAGACUUGUGAAGCAAUAUCCAGGUGGUGUUAAUACACAAUUCCGGUGUCAGGCUGCCUUCAACGAAACGGAGGAGUUUGUACUAUCAACCGACGAGCAAAACAAUGAGGUUGUCAUCUGGGACGCACUUACUUCCGAGAGGGUGGCAAGAUUGCCCUCUGGCCAUACCGGCGCCCCUAGGUGGCUGGAGCACUCCCCUGUAGAGCCAGUGUUUGUUACAUGCGGAAACGAUCGAUCCGUCAGAUUCUGGAAAUAAACGGCAUAGAUUCAAUCCAACCUAGCAUUCAAAUCACGAAGUUUGUUGUAUCAUGAGUACUUCAGGGUAAAAGAAAGGAAUGCUUGUAACUGUAGUGGCUGUACUUAUAGGAGUACAUGCUGUUGAAGCUUGACAUCGUACCAAACUUAGUAGGGUAAGAAUUUUUUUUUUGUCUGUUAUGGCAUUGAGAUUGUGAAAGAGAAAAAUCCAUCUACAGUCA